ACCUACUUUACUAUACACCAGAGCUCGACCGCGCGAGCCCACAACGGCACAACCGCGACGCCACAGCCACCACCAGCCGCAGUCAUCGAGCGAACGAGCUACUCCUCCAUGGCCUCACCAAUCCGACCGCCGCCGCCGCCGCCGCCGGUCGAGCCCCUCGUGCCUUCUUCUCCCCCCUCACAACAUCCGGCUGUCGAUCCAUCUCCCCAUGGAUCCAUCUCGCCGGAGAACCCAACACCCGCUCCUCCUCCUCCACCACCACCACCUGGUCCUACUGCUAUUUCGCCGCCGAAUCGUUCCGGUGAUUCCUCUCCAUCCUCACCUCCGCAUCCCCCGACGCCACUGCCUCCGCCCAGCGCCGAUCCUUCUACCCCCCUCCCGCGUGAGGACCAAACAUCGCCGCCGCGCUCACCGCCCCAUCCCACCCCCGCUCCAAUAGCACCACCUCCUCCUGCGCCGGUGUCCUCGGAAGCCAGGUCGGAGCACAAGGAGACGGAGUCGGCUAGCGAAUCGGGGAGCAUGACACUAGCCCUCGCGCUAACCCAAACCGAAGAGUCGACGCCGCCGACGCCGCCAAAGGCAUCCUCAGCGGCGGCGUCCCCAACCGGAUCGCCGCAGAAGGAAUCGGCCCUGACCAUCGCAAAGCUCCUCUCCGGUGAAGACCCCACGGCGGCGGAGGCGAAGCCGGCAGCGGACAAGGUUGCCCCUCGGAGCGACACUGGGUCACUCGCUGCCGUUACCGCCGCCACUUCCGGGGGCGGAGGCGGAGGUGGCGCGAGGUCCAAGAGGUGGCUCCUAGGCGACGGGGUCCCGGAGAAGGUGCGGCGCGCGGAGCUGAGGAGAGCCGAGCUAGGGUUUAGGGUUUCGGCCGCCGUGUUCUGCCUGGUCUCGCUCUCCGUCAUGGCUACCGAUACCACGACGGGCUGGUCUGGUGACUCCUUCCGCCGCUACAACGAGUACAGGUACGUUCUUGCUGCGAGCGUCGUGGCCUUUACCUAUUCCGGGCUCCAGUUGGUAGCCGAGGUGCAUUAUCUUGUCACAGGAAGGCGCAUCAUUCGAGCCCCAUUGCGCAGCUACAUCAAUCUCGCCAUGGAUCAGAUGUUGGCUUACCUUCUUCUGUCAGCAUCCUCAGCAGCACUUUCUCGUAAUGAUGUCUGGGUAUCACGGUUUGGAGGGGACCAAUUCACCAAACUGAUCAAUGCUUCAGCCUCCAUGGCGUUCCUAGCUUUCAUUGCUCUUGGUCUUAGCUCAAUCGUCUCUGCGUACUGUGUCUUUAGCGCAAUUUCUUAAAACUACGGAUGCACAGUAUUUGGUGUGAAUACUUUGUGCUAGAUGUAUCUCGCUCAUGGUUUAAGGCUUGUGUCAUCGUUAAUCUCUACAAUUUCUGGUCCUUAGUUGUGUUGCAACAAAACUGAACAAAUGACUGGCUUUUCAAUUAACUGGAUUACAGGCUGAUCUUUUUAUGGUUCUGUAAUAUUAAUGUUCUAUAUCAAAUGAGAAGGGACCUCACUCCAAUUGGUGUAAGGAAUUGCUGGCUGAUAA
Phragmites australis (common reed) is the source of this 1542-nucleotide messenger RNA. Its product is annotated as CASP-like protein 4A3. Bases 109 to 1290 code for a protein of 393 amino acids. The record is from RefSeq and is a predicted model, not a curated record. The transcript has 3 exons. NCBI's taxonomy places the organism in Eukaryota, Viridiplantae, Streptophyta, Magnoliopsida, Poales, Poaceae.